This is a messenger RNA of Prorocentrum cordatum, 2142 nucleotides long. NCBI's taxonomy places the organism in Eukaryota, Dinophyceae, Prorocentrales, Prorocentraceae. The record is from the annotation of a GenBank genome assembly.
AGUACCUGACCAGAACCAUGCCCAUAACCAGGACUAUGCCCAAUCACCAUGGCCAUGCCACCAUCAUGUGUUAAUCGGUACUCUUCAACCUUUAAUGUUUAUCGUUUCCGAUUGCAACUCAGUAGGUGCUCACCAUUCACCAAUUACCACGCACUUUCAUUCUAUUACUUGCUACUACUACUCCAGCGGGAACGUAUGUUCUCCACCAUCCAUAUACUUCUGAGUGCAUCGGCAGCUAUGGGGGUGCAAGUGCCAGAUGUUCCUUCUGGCUUGCACGAUUUACAGUUCGGACGACGUCUACCUCCAAGCUCAUCGAAUGCUUACUUCUAUGGGAGUUCUUGCAGCAGCCCUGCUCAAAGUAUUUCCUCGACCUCAGAGUGUGAUGAGGCUGCAGCGGCGCUCGGGCUCAGCCUGGGCUACCGGGGAAGCAACGACUACGGUGGCGACUGUGCGAAGUGGGUCGUCCUGGGGAUGCAGGACUGGUACUACCAUCACGGGAGCACCAUGCACAACGCACAACCAAUCUGCAAGCUGCCGGUCUAUGUGCUGGGCAGCAUGUGUCCCGUCGGCUACGCGCCCCUGGCUUCUCCGCCCGAGUGCAUCGCGGCUGGACGCGCGCUCGCGCUCAGCAUGCAGGACACCUUCAAGUGCGAGAUCUGCGGCCUGCAGCCGUACAUUGUCUUCCACACCACUCAGCCAGAGGCGGCCUGCCCCGCUGGGUUCGCGAGCAUCUCCUCUCCGUCGGAGUGUGACGAGGCCGCGGCCGCGCUCGGCCUCGGCCUGCACGGUGCCGGGGCGAGCAGCGACUACGGCGGCGACUGUGCAAAAUGGGACGGUGGGUCGGGCCAGCAAGAUACGUACUUCCAUCAUGCAUCCAACCAGCCGGGUGCCUCACCAAUCUGUGCUGCUGUUCAGAAGGUUGAGCCGACGCCCAGCCCGACGUUGAAUGCAGAGAUGUCGGAGGACUGUACAGAGCUCGUUGUCGUUGAUGGUACCAGCGCCACCGACUGGGGAACGACUUGCCGCUUCAUUCCAGCUGAGGCAGAUCACAUCAAAAUCGGCAUGGGAGAGAUGACAGACUACUUCAAGCCAGUUGCAGGGGCUGACUUUUGCGAUAUGCUGACAAGUUCCACGCAGCAUCAAUGGAGCAAUGACGUGAUCACCUGGAGGAUACCCGACUAUUACCACAAUCACUUUGGCGGAUCUGCGGCAAACUGGCCGAGCAACAACGUAGAGGGUGACGGACGAAGGUUUCUGCCAUUCUGGGGGGACGGCGUCGGCGGCUCUUAUGGCUGCUGCCACAACAGCUACACGGAUGCCGCGAUGCCCUUGCGGAUCUUCAAAAUGUCUUGGUGCAGACCGCCACGCGUGGAUGCUCCGAGCCAGGUCUCGGCGCAGCUGGGCCCAAUGGGGCCGAUGGCGCCCGCUACGGGGGCGAUGGGGUCGAUAAUAACGCCUGCGGCGACGCCCGCGCCGCCGACAACUGGGGCAAGCGCUGGCCAGAUUUCCGCCGUCGGCGAUCCCCAUCUGACAAAUAUCUUCGGGCAGAAGUUCGACCUGAUGAGGCCAGGCUGGCACGUCAUGAUAAGUAUUCCUCGCGGGGAGGGCGCAGAGAAGACAUUGCUCCACGUGGAGGCCGAUGCGCACCGACUGGGUGGAUCAUGCGCGGAUUUGUAUUUCCAGAAGCUGAGCGUUACGGGGGCUUGGGCAGAGAUGAAACAAAAAGGAGGGUACCAUUAUCGAGCGCUUGAUGAUACUAAUGAUACUCAGGAGUGGCUUAGCUUCGGCAAGGUUGACUUCAAGAUUGCCCACGGACGUACGCAAUCCGGCAUCCGGUAUUUGAACCUUUUUGCUCGACAUCUGGGGCGAGCAGGCUUUGAUGUCGGGGGUCUGCUGGGAGAGGACGACCACUCUGAGGCAGCCGAGCCUCCAGCCUCGUGCUCCCAGAGCCUCUCCCUGGUGCAGGGGGGCGUGGACACGUCGGGCUGGAGCUCGUCUGCAUCCGUCGCAGAGGCAACGCUCGAUUGAGCCUCAUGAUUUGUGGGCCCUCAGAGCUCAGAGGCCUCCAGCCCAGAUCCCGCUCUCUCCCUCCCCCUCCCCGUCCCCCUCCCCCUCCCCCUCCUCCUCCUGCUGCUCCUCCUC